This is a messenger RNA of Mycosarcoma maydis (corn smut), 1002 nucleotides long. RefSeq lists its product as uncharacterized. Lineage: Eukaryota; Fungi; Basidiomycota; Ustilaginomycetes; Ustilaginales. Gene Ontology annotation, cellular component: Slx1-Slx4 complex; nucleus. The transcript has a single exon. The record is from RefSeq and is a predicted model, not a curated record. Bases 1 to 1002 code for a protein of 333 amino acids. Gene Ontology annotation, biological process: DNA repair; DNA replication.
AUGUCCAGACGCUCAUCGAGACUGAGCGGGAACCUGGAUGCAUCCUUUUCUUCCAACCCCCUCACCCAACGCACCACCUUGAGCACUGAGGCAGGUCCUUCCAAGCUCCCUUCUCGCUGCGACACGGAGACGUCUCUGCCAUAUUUUGAGGAAUGGUCCACGGAAGAUUUGCAAGCCGAGGUCAAGCGUUACGGCUUCAAAGUUUCACGCAAGCGCACGACGCUCAUCGAUCAGUUGAAAGCAGUCUAUGAAGCGCUACACCAGUCAAACGCGAAGUUUGAGCUUCCUGCCACAACUCUCCACUCAGACAACGAAGUAACGCCGGCUGAGACUUUGAAAGUCCCCAGGAUGAUGCGAAAACUUGUGCUUCCUGAUCGAGCUAUCACGGCAGGGGCUGCGGCGGUGAAUGGAGAAAGAAAAGGAAAAGGAAGAAAGAGCGACCCUUUUGUUUUAGAUGCUAGCUCCGAAUCAGACGCAUCUGGAUCCUCAAGAACCAUCAUAGAAGCUGCUACAACCGAAGCAUCGGCAGGAGCGGAAGAGGAAGCAGGCGAAAUCACAGUGCAGCUUGAGGCUGAAGCGCUCUCAGCCACAGAUGGUUCUCUAUCUCCUUCCCCCUCGUUGGGCUCAAAUGCAUCAUGCCUUUCUGCCACCACCUCAACUUCCAAGCCGCGUCGUGGUCGACCUCGAUCUCGCUCUCCAUCCACGUCAUCUUCUUCCGACAUCCCUCUAGCACUAGCAGUGUCCGAGAGCACAGAAGUGGCAGUGGAGCCCACCCCAGCGUUAGCCGAAACAAUGACUCGGGCUAUCCGAGGAAACUCCGCAGUUUGGGAACGAAUCCUGCGCUACGAACCUAUCAGCUUUGAUGAACUUGUCAGCAUCGCCACUCAAAACGGGCUGGAGAUGGAUAUGGGGAAGAGAAAGGAGGAGUUGAAAACAUGGCUGGAUCGACAGUGUAUUUGUUUCUUUUCAAACGACUUGACCGGUCCCAGGAGUCGACAUUGA